AUGAGUCUCAAGUCAGACGUUAUCUGCGCCGUGGUCAUUACUUGGGUAGCGGCCUUGCUGGCGCAGAUCGGUCGCGUAUUUGCGCGACGCAUGACAAAGGUACAGUGGUGGUGGGACGACUACUUUUGCCUCGGCGCCUUUAUCGUUGGUAUAGGAUACAAUGUCGUGAUGAUCUACUGUAACUAUCUCCCGGCCCCUUGUCGAUCAGACCGUUAA
Fusarium graminearum PH-1 is the source of this 216-nucleotide messenger RNA. RefSeq lists its product as uncharacterized. Bases 1 to 216 code for a protein of 71 amino acids. The transcript is spliced from 2 exons. The record is from RefSeq and is a predicted model, not a curated record. Lineage: Eukaryota; Fungi; Ascomycota; Sordariomycetes; Hypocreales; Nectriaceae.